GGCAGUUCAAGUACAUGGGUAAGAUUAUGGUUUUGACUAAUCAGGAAAUGUUGUAUGAUUGUCAACCUUGUAUUUCUUUUGGUACUCCAAAGAGAACCAUGUAAAGUUAGUCUGACAAAGAAAAGGCAAAAGAUGAAAGUGGGGAAUCCUAAGCUUGACAAGGGAAACAGUAAAGAUGACAUAAGCCUUGUCCCCUGGAGCACCGAGCAUCACCAAGGUGGGGUCACUGAAUGGAGAAACGAUAAAAUAAAUAAUAAUGACUCCCAAUCUCACUUCCCCUACAUUCUGAUACCUCUUCCCACUUCUUUCCUCCAUCUUUGUUCUAAUUCUUUGAACCGUCACCUGAUAUUUGAAAUUUGUGGAGACAUGAUCUUUCAGGGAGAAGAGGCAACUGAAGUAACAAGAGACAAACGGCAAGUGGAGCUAAUAAUCGGCGGCGUCGAUAACAACAAAGGACCUGAAGAUGAUAAUCCAGGAGAGUGGCUGAACCUGAGCCUAGGCAGGAAUUUGCUCUCAACAGCUGGAGACUCUGACCCACAACCAAAAAGUACUGCUUCUAACAAGGUUUUUUCAUGCAACUUCUGCAUGAGAAAGUUCUAUAGUUCACAAGCACUAGGGGGUCAUCAGAAUGCCCACAAGAGGGAAAGAGGCGCAGCCAGAAGAUACCAGUCCCAUAGGAUGCUGGCAAUGAUGGGAUUGCCCAUUAACACUCCCAUGGCCCGAUCGCUUGGGGUCCGGCCCCAUUCAGUUGUUCAGAAGCCAAGCAGAGAUUCAACUGCAGUUGUAGCAAGAUUUAAUGAUGCCAAUACAGGGUUUAGAAUGGCAUGGACACCAGUCACGAUGGAGGAUUCAAUGGAUUUAAUUUGGCCAGGCAGCUUUCAUCUGGAUCGACCCCUACCAGAGCCACCAUCAGAGCCACACAAGCUUGACUUAAAUCUGCGGCUCUGACCCAACCAUCCUUCUUCUGCCUCAGUUUGGAAUUUAUUCUACACUCUUUCUAUUGGAACAGCUUUUGACUUCUUCAUCCAUCAAGGAAAGAAACUAACCAAGGUAGAAUCCAGAGUUUUAAGAUUCAAUAACCUGGAUGGUGGUUCUGCCUAAUGAAACUAGAGGAGAUACCAAAAAUUUCCUACCACUAUGCAUCUUGUAGCACAACCAAACCUGAAACAUAACCCCACUUUUCAGUUAUUCCUAGUUGUUGAUGCCUGAAAUAAUUACUGGUGCAGUCCACAUGUUACUGAGUUUUUUACAGGGCUUCUCUUAUCUUAAUUAUCAUUUUCUAGUUCAGUUCCA
This is a messenger RNA of Alnus glutinosa, 1293 nucleotides long. RefSeq names its product zinc finger protein 7-like. The record is from RefSeq and is a predicted model, not a curated record. The transcript has a single exon. The coding region runs from base 55 to 948 and encodes 297 amino acids. Lineage: Eukaryota; Viridiplantae; Streptophyta; Magnoliopsida; Fagales; Betulaceae.